This is a messenger RNA of Linum trigynum, 1900 nucleotides long. The record is from the annotation of a GenBank genome assembly. NCBI's taxonomy places the organism in Eukaryota, Viridiplantae, Streptophyta, Magnoliopsida, Malpighiales, Linaceae.
AUAUCUUGAUUUAUCGAUUGUUUUUCAUUAAAGGUCAACAAUCACAAUUAUCGAAAAUCAAACUUUUAAAAUAAAAUUUGAACAAUCUGGAAGGUUCGAAUUUUUGAAUUAUUUAUAACCUAGUAAUUUAGAUUCCAAUUCUCUAAACAACUCCUAAGAAGUAAUCAUUAGUAUACGGUAUAUGGGAGAAGAUUGGGUGCUAACCUCAUAGAGGGUUAGCACCAUGCUAACAAAGGACAAAUUAGAGAAACAAUAAAAAUUUAAAAUAGGAAAGUUAAUGCUAUUUUUUAGGAAAAUAAAAACAUAGCUUAAUUCCAUCUAUUACAUCUCUCCCCAUUUUCCUCAAUCACGUCUCUCUCUCUCUCUCUUAUGGAAAACGACCGGCUCUAAGAAUAUUAUUAGCUCUACAAUUAGCUACACAUGGGCAUUUGCCACUAUCAUCUUAUGAUUCACUGAAAACACUACUACCUCUGUAAACCGUUACUAGAUUCAUGAAAAUGUGGUUUUUGUACUAAGAUCAUUAAACAUUACUACCUCUGAAAAUAUUACUAAAUGUUGGUACUGGUCUUGCGUCCAAAGUCAUUAUUCUUUUGUUUCAAGAUUUGUAGUGGUUUAUUAGUAGAAUUAAGGCAUGUAGUAUUGAUUUUGUGAUUUACUAGCAGUGAUUUUGAUAAUUAAUUAGCAGAACCAGACAAAUUAUUACUGUCAAAAGUCACAAAUCACAACUAAUACAUAACGAGAACCACUACGGCGACUUUUUGCAACAUAAUCACUACAUAAGAAUCACUACUAAUGUUCAAUAAAUAAAAAUCACUACUAAUGCUAGAUAUGAAAAACACUACAAGCUUCUGUAAAAAUUGGAGAAGACUAUCAAAAUAAUGCCCAAAAAUUAUAAACCACAAAAACCAUAUAUCUAAAGAACACUAUUACAACGUUCAAAAGCCUACUACUCACAGAAUCACUACAAAUGAUUAUUGAUAUGAAAAACACUACUAGGUCCUGCAAAAAUUAGAGAACAAUACAAAGAAAAUGCCCAAACAAUAAAAAAGUACCACUAUAGACCUGUAGAACCCAACUAUUGCGUAUAAUAAUAAAGAACACCGUAUAAAUAUUUCAAUCAAAAAUAUUGCAAAACACUACUACAAUAGAGUGAAAAAAUACUACUAAAUCUGAUGAAACACUACUAGCCUUUGAAAAUCACUACUACUCUAAAACUGACUAAAUAGUAAUUAAACAAGACAUAUACCAGAUCUGAAAUUUCAAACACACUUAAAUGCCUCCAAUACGGAACGUUAAUCCACCUAUAGUCCAAACGACGUAGGCGAGGCGGAUGCAAACGACAUAGGGGAGGCAGAUUUAAGCGACGACGAUGCCGGUGAGGGCGGCGAAGGCAAGGACGACGCAGAUGACAUCAGCGGUGACAAAGGCGGCGCAUGCAACAUCAAUUCAUCGGAUGGCGACGAAGGCGAUGUUGUUGCAGACGACGGCGGCGCGUGAGAGGGAGGCGCUGAGGACGGCUACGGUGAUGAGAAGGCAGACAUCGCGAGGGCCGAGGGUAGAGAACAAAGAAAUGGGUUCCGGAUCGUGAGACCGUGAAAGAGAGAGAGAGAGAGAGACGAUGAAGAAAAGGAAAUUAGCUAAAAAUGUGGAGCAGUUAUUGGCUUCAUCACCUAAAUAUUCAUCUACGUUUGUUUCAACUUUCAAGGGAGCAAUCACGUGUGGUUACCCAAAAUACCCCUCCACCAAAACCACUCUUAGUUUGACGGAAAUAUAAAUUAGGCAAAAUACACUUGUAUAGCCAAAACUUUCGUGUUUGUGACAAUAAUAGCCAAUUUUGGAGAAAUACCACUUAUAGCCAUAAUUUUGAAAGUUUCAUGACAAAUAUAGCCAUUUCCGUUAC